This is a messenger RNA of Leucoraja erinaceus (little skate), 4671 nucleotides long. RefSeq lists its product as uncharacterized. The record is from RefSeq and is a predicted model, not a curated record. Lineage: Eukaryota; Metazoa; Chordata; Chondrichthyes; Rajiformes; Rajidae. Gene Ontology annotation, molecular function: catalytic activity. The transcript is spliced from 2 exons. Bases 1703 to 2704 code for a protein of 333 amino acids.
AUAAAUCGGGCGCGGGGCUUGUUUUCACAGAGGCCCAGGACCGUUGGUGCAGUGGAGGAGGGUCAGGGCGGUGAGUAUAUAAAUCGGGCGCGGGGCUUGUUUUCACAGAGGCCCAGGACCGUUGGAGAGCAGUGGAGGAGGGUCAGGGCAGUGAGUAUAUAAAUCGGGCGCGGGGCUUGUUUUCACAGAGGCCCAGGACAGUUGGAGAGCAGUGGAGGAGGGUCAGGGCGGUGAGUAUAUAAAUCGGGCGCGGGGCUUGUUUUCACAGAGGCCCAGGACCGUUGGUGAGCAGUAGAGGAGGGUCAGGGCUUACCAGAAUCCGUAACGUUCCACACUCCAUAGUGAGGGUUCUGGUGGAAGCCGCUGAUUGGUGGAAGCAGACUAGAGGAAGCAGCUGAUUGGGUGCAACAUCAGGUUAGCAUUUGUGCUUUCUGGUUAAAGGGGCAGUGCUUUAGUUAAGGUACAGUGGGCUAAAGGUACAGUGCUUUAGUUAAGGUACAGUGGGUUAAAGGUGCAGUUCUUUAGUAAAGGUACAGUGAGCCAAGGGUACAGUGGGCUAAAGGUACAGUGCUUUUUGUUUAUAUAAUAAAGGUGCAGUUUAAAGGUCACGAGGGAGCAGCUGUUGUGAGUCAGAUACCUGCUGAUUUCUCCCAGCAGUUUCUAUUGUGUUAUACUGGUAUCAGAUCCAGGGUAAGGCGGGAGAAUGACAGUCAGAGCAGUAUACUGUUCUGGAUGUCAGAUGUGGGAGGCCAUGGUGUCGGAUGGCCCUCCAGACGUCCACAUCUGCACCAGGUGCAGCGAGAUGGGGCUCCUAAGGGACCGUAUUAGGAUCCUGGAGCAGCAGCUCGAUGACCUCGCUCUGAUCAGGGAGAGUGAGGAGGUCAUAGAGGGGAGUUAUAGAGAGGUGGUCACUCCAAAACCACGGGAGAGAGACAUGUGGGUCACGUUAAGGAAGGGCAAGGGGCAGAGGCAGGAACGAGUGAGUACUCCAAUGUCGGUACACCUCGCAAAUAAGUACUCCUGUUUGAGUACGGAUGGGGGUGACAGCCUACCCGGGGGUAGUGACAGCAGACGGGCCUCCAGCACAGAGACCGGCCCUGUUGCUCCAAAAGGUAGGGGAAAAAAAGAGGGCAAUAGUAAUUGGGGACUCUAUUGUUAGGGGGUCGGAUAGGCGAUUCUGUGGACGCAGUCGGGAGACCAGGAUGGUGGUCUGCCUCCCUGGUGCCAAGGUCUCGGACGUGUCUCAACGCAUCCAAGAUAUCCUUAAAUCAGAGGGAGAGGAGCCUGAGGUCGUGGUACAUAUAGGUACCAAUGACAUAGGAAAAAAAAGGGAAGAGGUCCUGAAGGGAGGAUUUAGGGAGUUGGGAGGAGAGUUAAGAAAAAGGACCAAAAAGGUAACAAUCUCAGGAUUACUGCCUGUGCCACGCGACAGUGAGAGUAGGAAUGGAGCGAGGUGGAGGAUAAAUGUGUGGCUGAAAGACUGGUGCAGAGGGCAGGGAUUCAAGUUCCUGGAUCAUUGGGACUUCUUUUGGGGAAGGUGGGACCUAUACAGAAAGGAUGGGUUGCACUUGAACCCGAGGGGGACCAAUAUCCUAGCGGGGAAAUUUGCAAAGGCAGCUGGGGAGACUUUAAACUAGAAUGGUUGGGGCGAGGGACUCAAAUAGCGAAAGGUAGUAGACAGAAUGGGAGGCAGGAAGCAGAAAUGGGAAGCACUCGGACACAAGAGGAGAAAGAAAAAAAAGGAAAUAAACAGAGAAUAAGAGACGGGGGUUUUCUUAAAUGUGCAUAUUUUAAUGCUAGGAGCAUUGUAAGAAAGGUUGAUGAGCUUAGAGUCUGGAUAGACACCUGGAAGUAUGAUGUUGUGGCGAUCAGUGAAACAUGGUUGCAGGAGGGCUGUGAUUGGAAACUAAAUAUUCCAGGAUUUCGCUGCUUCAGGUGUGAAAGAAUUGGAGGGGCAAGAGGUGGAGGUGUUGCAUUGCUAGUCAGGGAAGAUAUUACAGCAGUGCUUUGGCAGGAUAGAUUGGAGGGCUCAUCUAGGGAGGCUAUUUGGGUGGAAUUGAGAAGUGGGAAAGGUGUAGCAACUCUUAUAGGGGUGUAUUAUAGACCGCCAAACGGGGAACGAGAAUUGGAAGAGCAAAUAUGUAAGGAGAUAGCAGAUAUUAGUAGUAAGCACAAGGUAGUGAUUGUGGGAGAUUUCAACUUUCCACACAUAGACUGGGAAACACAUUCUGUAAAUGGGCUGGAUGGGUUGGAGUUUGUAAAAUGUGUGCAGGAUAGUUUUUUGCAGCAAUACAUAGAGGUACCUACUAGAGGAGGGGCAGUGCUGGACCUCCUGUUAGGAAAUGAGAUGGGACAGGUGGCGGAGGUAUGCGUUGGGGAGCACUUCGGGUCCAGUGAUCACAAUACCAUUAGUUUCAAGAUAAUUAUGGAGAGGGUCAGAACUGGACCUAGGGUUGAGAUUUUUGAUUGGAGAAAGGCUAACUUUGAUGCGAUGCGAGAUGAUUUAAAAGGAGUGAACUGGGACAUUUUGUUUUAUGGGAAAGAUGUAGAAGAGAAAUGGAGGACAUUUAAAGGGGAAAUUUUAAGAGUACAGAAUCUUUAUGUUCCUGUUCGGUUGAAAGGAAACAGUAAAAAAUUGGAAAGAGCCCUGGUUUUCAAGGGAAAUUGGACAUCUUGUUCGGAAAAAGAGGGAGAUCUACAAUAAUUAUAGGCAGCAUGAAGUAAAUGAGGUGCUUGAGGAGUAUAAGGAAUGUAAAAAGAAUCUUAAGAAAGAAAUUAGAAAAGCUAAAAGAAGAUAUGAGGUUGCUUUGGCAAGUAAGGUGAAAGUCAAUCCAAAGGAUUUCUACAGCUAUAUUAAUAGCAAAAGGAUAACGAGGGAUAAAAUUGGUCCAUUGGAGAGACAGAGUGGACAGCUAUCUGCAGAGCCAAAAGAGAUGGGGGAGAUAUUGAACAAUUUUUUUUCUUCGGUAUUCACCAAGGAGAAGGAUAUUGAAUUAUGUGAGGUAAGGGAAACUAGUAGAGUAGCUAUGGAUACUAUGAGGUUCAAAGUAAAAGAAGUACUGACACUUUUGAAAAAUAUAAAAGUGGAUAAGUCUCCAGGUCCUGACAGGAUAUUCCCUAGGACAUUGAGGGAAGUUAGUGUAGAAAUAGCCGGGGCUAUGACAGAAAUAUUUCAAAUGUCAUUAGAAACGGGAAUAGUCCCCGAGGAUUGGCGUACUGCGCAUGUUGUUCCAUUGUUUAAAAAGGGUUCUAAGAGUAAACCUAGCAAUUAUAGACCUGUUAGUUUGACUUCAGUGGUGGGCAAAUUAAUGGAAAAGAUACUUAGAGACAAUAUAUAUAAGCAUCUAGAUAAACAGGGUCUGAUUAGGAACAGUCAACAUGGAUUUGUGCCUGGAAGGUCAUGUUUGACUAAUCUUCUUGAAUUUUUUGAAGAGGUUACUAGGGAAAUUGAUGAGGGUAAAGCAGUGGAUGUUGUCUAUAUGGACUUUAGUAAGGCCUUUGACAAGGUUCCUCAUGGAAGGUUGGUAAAAGGUUCAAUUGUUGGGUAUAAAUGCAGGAAUAGCAAGAUGGAUUCAACAGUGGCUGAAUGGGAGAAGCCAGAGGGUAAUGGUGGAUAGCUGUUUAUCGGGUUGGAGGCAGGUGACUAGUGGGGUGCCUCAGGGAUCUGUGUUGGGUCCUUUGUUGUUUGUCGUGUACAUCAAUGAUCUGGAUGAAGGUGUGGUAAAUUGGAUUAGUAAGUAUGCAGAUGAUACUAAGAUAGGGGGUGUUGUGGAUAAUGAAGAGGAUUUCCAAAGUCUACAGAGUGAUUUAGGCCAUUUGGAAAAAUGGGCUGAAAGAUGGCAGAUGGAGUUUAAUGCUGAUAAAUGUGAGGUGCUACACCUUGGCAGGACAAAUCAAAAUAGGACGUACAUGGUAAAUGGUAGGGAAUUGAAGAAUACAGUUGAACAGAGGGAUCUGGGUAUAACCGUGCAUAGUUCCUUGAAGGUGGAAUCUCAUAUAGAUAGGGUGGUAAAGAAAGCUUUUGGUAUGCUAGCCUUUAUAAAUCAGAGCAUUGAGUAUAGAAGCUGGGAUGUAAUGUUAAUAUUGUACAAGGCAUUGGUGAGACCAAAUCUGGAGUAUGGGGUACAAUUUUGGUCGCCAAAUUAUAGGAAGGAUGUCAACAAAAUAGAGAGAGUACAGAGGAGAUUUACUAGAAUGUUGCCUGGGUUUCAACAACUAAGUUACAGAGAUAGGUUGAAUAAGUUAGGUCUUUAUUCUCUGGAGCGCAGAAGGUUAAGGGGGGACCUGAUAGAGGUCUUUAAAAUGAUGAGAGGGAUAGACAGAGUUGAUGUGGACAAGCUUUUCCCUUUGAGAAUAGGGAAGAUUCAAACAAGGGGACAUGACUUCAGAAUUAAGGGACAGAAGUUUAGGGGUAAUAUGAGGGGGAACUUCUUUACGCAGAGAGUGGUGGCGGUGUGGAAUGAGCUCCCAGUGGAAGUGGUGGAGGCAGGUUCAUUGGUAUCAUUUAAAAAUAAAUUGGAUAGGCAUAUGGAUGAGAAGGGAAUGGAGGGUUAUGGUACGAGUGCAGGCAGGUGGGACUAAGGGGAAAAAAAAUUGUUCGGCAUGGACUUGUAGGGCCGAGAUGGCCUGUUUCCGUGCUGUAAUUGUUAUAUGGUUAUAUGUUAUAUGGUU